CACUGUUAAAGAUUACGCCACCGCGACGUUGACGCCGACGCCAACGGCGACUUCGCUGCGGUCCACUUUUUGGUUGGGCUGUUUUUUUUUAUUGUUGGUGGCCGAUUGGCGGUGCCCCAUGCACAGUUCACAGUCAGAUUCAAAUUGAAAACGCUCGUGCGCUGUUCGCGUCCGCUCCGUAUAAACACACACGCAAUUAUUUUUUUUUCUCAUUCAAAUUGUUGUUUGUUGCUGUUUGAUUAAGUGUUGUGCACUUGUUGUCGUUACUGUUAUAUUGUUCUUUACGCCCUAAAAUAAAGAAAGAAAGAAAGAAAGAAAAAAACAGCUGUCGUGAUAAAUUUAUUCCAGCGCAUGAUAAAUAGUUGUGAGCGCCAUCUGUGCAUGAGUAGAAAACCAACAAGUGCAUUUGCGGAUUCUGCGUGUCGCCUCUAUACGCCAAUUCCAUUUGUGUGAGUGAGUGCUUCAAAGUGCGUUCAACCGCAGUCGAAAACGAAUUUUUGAAAAAAUUAAAAUAGAAUUUGACAAAAUAGCAAGAACAGCAAUUAAAGCGAAAAGCUUAAAUACUCAGACACACGCACACAAAAAUACACACACACAUACACACACAACACGCUGCAAAAGUAGAACAAUUCAAAAUAUUUGCACAAAAAUAACGAAAACAGCUGGCAACAAGGCAGCAAAAGCAACAGGUUCCUCAUCCGAAUUUUGAUUUGUCGGCGGCUGCGCAACUAUAUUUGAAGAAGCAGCGACAAAAUGACUGAUUUAAAUGAAAUCAUGGGUUCCCCAUUUGUGCGAGUGAAGGUCGUUGCCUUUGUGCAUUUCUUCUUCAUAUCGAAUGCGAUGCUGGGGUCUUGGGGCCAUGGCGCCUACGAGUUCUACAACUUCCUCUUUAUCAUUGCCUUGUUCUGGACGAUACACAGCAAGGACUCCAUUGAGGCGGUGCAAACGGCGCUUGUGAUCAAUACAUCUAGCAUCUUCUUCGAUAUAGUCAGCAUUAUCAAUAGUUUCGAUUUUAUGAAUGGCUGGGCCAUUGCGUUUAGUAUCAUCAAUUUGGUUCUGCGUCCUGUGAGCGUUGCUCUACUGUAUCGGGAGUUUAACACACGUGGCGGCAGUCUGCAGGGUGUUUCCGUAUUCCCAACCACCCAGCAGCGCAGCUAUCAGGACAUUGAUCGUCCCACGCAGCCGACACCAACCAAUUCGCAGCCGGGACCCAAUGUGGCCAGCAUUUUCUAAUCAACCAGUGCAACUUGUGCAAAUAUCCACAAACAAAAACCCUUCCAAGUACCUUCAUAUAUCCAAACUACAAACAACAACAAAACAAAAACAAAAAGAUUUAAAGGAAACUUAAACUCUACGUGGAGUUCAAAAUUAAAUCUCGAUCAAGUCAAGAAAAUAACUGCAUAAAAUCAUUUUUUUUUCUUUUUUUUUUUGUGUUUUUGUUAUGUUCUAGAUGUUCUAGAUUUAAGUCGAGAUGAGAUAAACAAAGUAUAAAGUUGAACAAAAAAAAACUUAUAGUCAAUGAAGCCAGAAAAUUGCUUUUUUCUUGUUUAGCCAUUGUUUCAGCUAUAUAAACGAUAAAGACAAACAAUAACGAUUAACGUUUACGAUUUGAUCGAUUUUCAAUAUAACGCCUACUACUAUACUAUGUAAUCUUAACAUAUAUAUUUAUAUAUAUUUUAAUAAAAAGAGGGGCGUUUGAUAUUUAUCUGUAA
Molecule: messenger RNA, 1712 nt
Organism: Drosophila grimshawi
Lineage: Eukaryota; Metazoa; Arthropoda; Insecta; Diptera; Drosophilidae
Product: type-1 angiotensin II receptor-associated protein
Exons: 5
Coding region: 754-1233 (159 amino acids)
Biological process (GO): angiotensin-activated signaling pathway
Cellular component (GO): plasma membrane
Source: RefSeq, a predicted model, not a curated record